Balaenoptera musculus (blue whale) is the source of this 3761-nucleotide messenger RNA. Its product is annotated as polyserase-2-like. NCBI's taxonomy places the organism in Eukaryota, Metazoa, Chordata, Mammalia, Artiodactyla, Balaenopteridae. The record is from RefSeq and is a predicted model, not a curated record. Gene Ontology annotation, molecular function: serine-type endopeptidase activity. Gene Ontology annotation, biological process: proteolysis. The coding region runs from base 1 to 2499 and encodes 832 amino acids. The transcript is spliced from 12 exons.
AUGGGGGGCUCAGACGCGCAGCCGGGCACCUGGCCGUGGCAGGUGAGCCUGCAUCAGGGCGGGGGCCACAUCUGCGGGGGCUCCCUCAUCGCCCCGUCCUGGGUCCUCUCGGCCGCUCACUGUUUCGUGACCCCCCAGCCCCAGGAGGCCUGCCCCCUCCAUGCGGUCCACCUAACCCCACCCCGGCCUCGGCCUCGGCGCAGGAACGGGACCUUGGAGCCCGCGGCCGAGUGGUCGGUAGUGCUGGGCGUGCACUCCCAGGACGGGCCCCUGGACGGCGCGCACGUCCGCGCGGUGGCCGCCAUCCUGGUGCCGGACAACUACAGCGGCGUGGAAAGGGGUGCCGACGUGGCCCUGCUGCGCCUGGCCUCUCCCGCCCGGCUGGGCCCCGCCGUGCGGCCGGUCUGCCUGCCCCGCUCCUCGCACCGCUUCGCUCACGGCACCGCCUGCUGGGCCACGGGCUGGGGGGACGUCCAGGAGGCCGACCCCCUGCCUCUCCCCUGGGUGCUACAAGAAGUGGAGCUAAGGUUGCUGGGAGAAGCUGCCUGUCAGUGUCUCUACAGCCGGCCUGGUCCCUUCAAUCUCACUUUCCAGCUAUUGCCAGGAAUGCUGUGUGCUGGCUACCCAGAGGGCCGCAGGGACACCUGCCAGGGAGACUCUGGGGGGCCCCUGGUCUGCGAGGAAGGUGGCCGAUGGUUCCAGGCGGGAAUCACCAGCUUUGGCUUUGGCUGUGGACGGAGGAACCGCCCCGGAGUCUUCACUGCUGUGGCUCCCUAUGAGGCAUGGAUAAGGGAACAGGUGUUGGGCUCAGAGCCUGGCCCUGCCUUUCCCACCCAGUCCCUGGAGCCCCAGUCAGGUCUCCCCGAGCCCACGGAUGAGAACUGCACCAUCGCCCUGCCAGGGUGCGGGAAGGCCUCGAGGCCAGGGGCCUGGCCCUGGGAAGCCCAGGUGAUGGUCCCAGGAUCCAGACCCUGCUAUGGGGCACUGGUGUCUGAAAGCUGGGUCUUGGCACCUGCCAGCUGCUUUCCGGGCCGCAUCAGCUCAGACCUCCCGCCCCGCGACCUGGACAACUGGCGCGUGAUGCUGCCCUCGCGCCCGCGCGCGGAGCGGGUGGCACGCCUCGUGCCGCACGACAACGCCUCGUGGGACGACGCCUCGAACCUGGCGCUGCUGCAGCUGCGCGCGCCCGUGAACCUGAGCGCGGCCCCGCAGCCAGUGUGCCUACCCCACCCAGAACACUAUUUCUUACCCGGGAGCCGCUGCCGCCUGGCUCGCUGGGGCCACACGGAACCAGCGCCCGGGGCCGGUUCGCUGCUUGAGGCGGAGCUGUUGGGCAUCUGGUGGUGUCAUUGCCUGUAUGGCCGCCAGGCGGCGUCAGUGCCGCCGCCGGGAGAGCCGCCGCAAGCUCUCUGCCCCGCCUACCAGGAGGAGGAGGUGGCGGGCCGCUGCUGGAACUACUCUCAUUGGAGCCUUCUAUGCCGGGAAGAGGGGACCUGGUUCCUGGCUGGAAUCAGAGACUUACCCAGUGACUGCCUGCGUCCCAGAGCCUUCUACCCGCUGCAGACCCACGGCCCAUGGAUCAGCCAUGUGACUCGGGGAGCCUACCUGGAGGACCAGCUGGCCUGGGACUGGGGCCCUGAGGGGGAGGAGACUGAGACACAAACUUGUCCCCCUCACACAGAGCAUGGCGCCUGUGGACUGCGGCCAGAGCCGGCUCUGAUGGGGGUCCUGUGGCCCUGGCUGGCAGAGGUGCAUGUAGCUGGAGAGCGAGUCUGCACUGGGGUCCUCGUGGCCCCAGGCUGGGUCCUGGCAGCCACUCACUGUAUCCUCAGGCUGGGCUCUACAACAGUGCCUUAUAUUGAAGUGUACCUGGGCCGGGCUGGGGCCAGCCCCCUCCCACAGAGCCACCAGGUUUCCCGGCUGGUCAUCAGCAUCCGCCUGCCCCGGCACCUGGGACUUCGGCCCCCCCUGGCCCUCCUGGAGCUGAGCUCCCGGGUGGAGCCCUCCCCAUCAGCCUUGCCCAUCUGCCUUCACCCAGGGGGUACUCCGCUGGGGGCCAGCUGCUGGGUACUGGGCUGGAAGGACCCCCAGGACCGAGUCCCUGUGGCUGCUGCUGUCUCCAUCUUGACACCACGACUCUGUCACUGCCUCUAUCAGGGCAUUCUGCCCCCUGGAACUCUCUGUGUCCUGUAUGCAGAGGGGCAGGAGGACAGGUGUGAGGUGACCUCAGCACCUCCGCUCCUGUGCCAGACUGAGGGAGGCUCCUGGGUCCUCGUGGGCAUGGCUAUUCGAGGCAGCAGGGAGCUAUUUGCCGCCAUCGGACCUGAAGAGACCUGGAUCUCCCAGACAGUGGGGGAGGCGUAUUUCCUGCCCCCCAGUGGCUUCCCCCACUGGCUCCCAGAAGGCGGCGACCUCUGUCCCCCUGACAUGUCCAGGGCCUCAGGUUCCCCUCGAGCUGCUCUUUUCCUGCUGCUACUGACCCUCCUGAUGCAGGGCUGAGGCGGCCUGGGUCCCUGGGCCACCUCCCCUUCACCUCCCCCACCCCCUCCAGCCCUCUACUUCCCGGCCCGGUGGGGCUGGAAUGUGGCCCAACUGGCUCUGUUCCCUUACCCAGAACCUCCAGAGCGCCCCACCCACCUAGACUGCAGCGGCUUCAGACAAUUGGGCCUCAGUGCCCAGCUAUUAUGGGCCCUGGCAUGCUUGAGGGCAGUGGGAGCCAGCAGACCACAAAGGUGUAAACAGAGACACACGUGGCCUUGUGGCAUUGCUGGGGGCAGGCUGAGGGACCGGGGGAAGCCCCAGGGAGCGGGCCUCUCCCUCCUGGGCCUCUGUGGGUCAGGCCUUAGGCUCCCAGAAAAUGUAUUCCUGAUAAUGUGGCGUCUGUCCCUCAUUCCUGCCCCAGGGCGGGGGAGGUCGAGGGGCCAGCUGGGUGUGUGUCACCUCCCCAGUGGAACCAGCAUCCCCAGCACGCACCUGCUGGACACCUCAGCCCUAGCUCUCUUGGACUCUGCUGCCCCUCCCCCCAGAGCAAGAAGGACUAGGGGUGAGGGUCAGAGGAAGUGUCCAGGAGUCUGGGAAUCCAGGGUCUGUCUGCCAUAUCCUGUACCCGCACGGAGCCUCCCCCAUACACAUACCCUGAUGAAUGGUGCCACAGAGUGUUCACCUCCAGUGUCCCCAGUACACACACAUGACACUUGUACCCUUCAAGGGUCCACCACAUCCUGCCCAGUGCCCCCAGGGUUUGGGCCCCAUCAAGAGUCCCCUAUAUGUACAUCUCACUACCUCUGCCCACCCCACUUACCAGUGCACCUCCCUGCCUUCAUUCAACCACGUUCCCUGCUAACUGCUAAGUCCCGGCACAGCUCAGGCCUUGACAAGCGCAUGAAGUGCUCCCAACGUGGUGGGGAACACAUGGACUGGGGAUCAGGAACAAGUCAUAGAAGGGGUUCUAGCAAAGAAUAAGGGCAAAGGGAGACCCAUCCGGGGCAGGAGGGGUGCUGAGGGUGGCAGAGGGGUCACCUCUGGGGCUGGGGUCACCAUCUCUGAGUUGAGUAGGCAGAAGGCUGGGGAGGGGAGACCUUACAGGGAAGCUGGAAGUUCUUGGGAGACUGAGAAGAUGGGCAGAGGUUCUUAAAGGCCCUGGCUAAUCUUUUUUUUUUUUUUUCUUUGCCCGCACUGCAUGGCAUGCAGGAUCUUAGUUCCCUGACAAGGGAUCGAACCCCUGCCCCCUGCAGUGGAAGCACAGAGUCCUAGCCACUGGA